GAGGGGUCCCUCCUGGGGAGCUGCAGCCAUGGGGACCGAGCUGUCCCAGCGGGAUUGUGCAAACUCCCACCUCCGGGAGCUGAACUCGCUCCCUAUCUCGGCGCUGCACUUUGCUCCCGGCUGCCGUGACCUCACGCCGGCUCCCCGGGCAGCGUUUAAAGUCCAGGCAGAGCGGUGCCACUGCCUGCUGCCCGAGCAGCUCAUCCCCGCCGCCGCCGCUGCCCUGGGCCUGCCCGGCGCGGGCUCGGCCUGCAGCAUGCGGCUGCUGCUGCUGCGGGCAGCGCUCCUGUGCCUCGCCCUGCGCCUGGGGCACGGCUCCGAGGAGGCAGCGCCCGGCAGCCCCGGCCAGCAGGACCCCCAGGCAGUGUCAUCCUACUCCGACUGGGGCAUCGACACCAUCCGGGAUGGCUUCGAGACGGUGAACAGCUACUUCGACUCCUUCUUGGAACUGCUUGGGGGGAAAAAUGGAGUCUGUCAGUACCGCUGUCGAUAUGGGAAGGCUCCCAUGCCACGGCCUCACUACAAACCCCAAGAACCCAACGGCUGUAGCUCCCAUUUUCUGGGGCUCAAGCUAGACCUGGGCAUCCCUGCCAUGACCAAGUGCUGUAACCAGCUGGACAUUUGCUAUGACACCUGUGGGGCCAACAAGUACCGCUGCGACGCCAAGUUCCGCUGGUGCCUCCACUCCAUCUGCUCCGACCUCAAGCGCAGCCUGGGCUUCGUCUCCAAGGUGCAAGCCUGUGAAUCCAUGGCAGACACAGUGUUCAACGCUGUCUGGACCCUGGGCUGCCGGCCCUUCAUGAACAGCCAGCGGAGCGCCUGCAUUUGCAGCGAGGAGGAGCGCGACGAGCUGUGAGCAACAGCAGCAGCCCGGUGUCUGUGAGCCACUGCCAGCGCCCCUCUGCAGCACAGAGACUCCUGUCAGCCCCUGGGAUGGACCCUCUGCAGCACAGAGACUCCUGUCAGCCCCUGGGAUGGACCCUCUGCAGCACAGAGACUCCUGUCAGCACCUGGGAUGGGCACCCGGGCUGCUGCCAGCGUCCCUCUGCAGCACAGAGACUCCUGUCAGCCCCUGGGAUGGGCACCUGGGCUGCUGCCAGCACCCCUCUGCAGCACAGAGACUCCU
Passer domesticus (house sparrow) is the source of this 1126-nucleotide messenger RNA. RefSeq names its product phospholipase A2 group XIIB (gene PLA2G12B). Gene Ontology annotation, biological process: phospholipid metabolic process; cholesterol homeostasis; arachidonate secretion. Gene Ontology annotation, molecular function: calcium ion binding; A2-type glycerophospholipase activity. Gene Ontology annotation, cellular component: extracellular region. Lineage: Eukaryota; Metazoa; Chordata; Aves; Passeriformes; Passeridae. The coding region runs from base 29 to 856 and encodes 275 amino acids. The transcript is spliced from 4 exons. The record is from RefSeq and is a predicted model, not a curated record.